Capsicum annuum is the source of this 1450-nucleotide messenger RNA. RefSeq names its product U2 small nuclear ribonucleoprotein B''. The transcript has 10 exons. Gene Ontology annotation, molecular function: mRNA binding. The coding region runs from base 151 to 1116 and encodes 321 amino acids. NCBI's taxonomy places the organism in Eukaryota, Viridiplantae, Streptophyta, Magnoliopsida, Solanales, Solanaceae. The record is from RefSeq and is a predicted model, not a curated record.
AUAUUAAAGCUAAAAUCACAAAUAGUUACAAAAUUAAGGGAUCAAAAAGUGUAAAUAAUCGACGGACUAAAACACAGUAUAGUAUACACAGCAGCACGGAGCAGAAAAUAUAGGGCAAAAAUCCGACGGCACUGAUUGGUCCCUUUCCCCAUGGACGAAAUUGCCCAGUACUAUCAUCAGCACCCUUAUUAUCAAACUCCACCGCCACCAGUCCCUCCGCCGCCACCUGGCACCACCCUCCACGCGCCGCCGCAGCCGGCGGUAGUGGUCCAGUCACUUCCUAUUCCGCAGUACCACCACCCUCACCAGCCACCUACCCCCGCAUACGUGCCCCCGCUGCCUGUUUAUCCCCAGCAUUCGCACGACGAUGUUCGAACUCUCUUCAUUGCUGGGCUUCCUGAAGAUGUUAAGCCUCGAGAAAUUUACAAUCUAUUUAGAGAAUUUGCAGGAUAUGAAUCUUCUCAUCUACGUAGCCAAACAUCUAGUAAUUCUCAGCCAUUUGCUUUUGCCGUCUUUGCGGAUCAACAGUCAGCACUUAUCGCAAUGUAUGAACUGAAUGGAAUGGUUUUUGACUUUGAGAAGGAUUCCAAAUUGUACAUUGAGCUUGCUAAAUCAAAUUCAAGGUCGAAAAGGUUACGGCCAGAUGAUGGGAAGCCUGUAUCGGAGAAGAGGAUUAAAGGUUCUGCUGCUAUUUCUAGAGACAGUGGUUCUGGUUUUGGCAGCAUUCACAUGCCUGGAAUGGGUAAUUCUGCUUACAACACGAUUGGUUAUCCAUCUACACAAAGUCAGGGAAAGUUUGAUGGUAGACUUGGGAAUCACGCUGCUUCUAAAACGGCAGCUGAUCCAUGUCCAACACUCUUCGUUGCUAAUCUGGGCCAAAGUUGUAAAGAGCAAGAGCUGAUUCAAGUAUUUUCAAGAUGUCGGGGGUUUUUAAAGUUGAAGAUGCAGAGUACAUAUGGAGCUCCUGUUGCGUUUGUUGACUUUCAGGACACUGCCAGCUCAACUGAGGCAUUGAGUAAUCUUCAAGGCACCAUUCUGUAUUCUUCCACUGGAGAGGGCAUGCGACUGGAAUAUGCGAAAGCACGGAUGGGACUGCGAAGUAAGAAGUCAAGGUAAAUGCUUGGGGCUACAAUAGAAUAAAGAUCUCGUCAAGCAAUGCCAUCAACAAAUAACAAUCUAUCAUUUGCUUGGUUGUGUAUUGGCAACGGGUUAAAAUAUUACUUGUUCACCUUCAAUCUUUCCAUUAGUUUGGAUGUCGCUACUGUGAACCACAACCAUGUUUCUUUUUCAAAGUUUGUUCUUCAAUUUUUCCUUGUAUGUGCAAGUUAGUUCCUCUUUCCUUUUGCUGCGGCUUGUUCCCAUCUCUGUUGUCUCAUCAACUAAAGGAGCAUUAGUCAUUUGCACCUUAUUAAUUUCAUAUAACAUGCACCCUUUGAACUUUGUGCUUCGA